CACUCGACAGCUGCAAAGACGUCAGGCUCGUACACAAGGCUCGCCUUCAACUCGGCCCAGAACGCAUACGACGGCCGUGUCUGCUUUUCGCCCGUUUUUACACACCACAUCGCACCAAAUGCGCAGCUCGCCGGCUUGAGCACAACGCGCGCCGCACCUUUUCAUGUCCGCUGCGCUAGACUGUUGCUCUCUAGCCGGCCAGGCCGGGCCACGGGAGAAACGAGAAAGCCCGUCCUUGCUCAGCGUGUGCUUCAACGUUUUGAAUCUCGUCUAGCGAGUCGGAUUUUCGCCGAGAAAUGCCAUGAGAAAACACAGCUGAGCGCGCGCCGCGGUAGUGCAUUCAUUCAGCGGCGCCCGGGUGGAGUCUACAACGCUCUCAUAUCUGCUUUUAAGACCAGCCCCCCGGCCGCGGGGAGGAAGGUUCCUGUGUUACACAGUAACGUACAGCGUACGAUUCGUGUAUUCUACGUAGUUCCAAGAGAGAUGGCAGAAGUCGCACCCGCUCCCGCUGCCGCGCCGGCCAAAGCGCCCAAGAAGAAAGCAGCUUCGAGAGCAAAAAAAUCUGGCCCUAGCGUCGGCGAUCUGAUCGUCAAAGCCAUUUCCUCGUCUAAAGAGAAGAGCGGCGUGUCUCUCGCUGCUGUGAAGAAAGCGCUGGCUGCCGGCGGAUACGAUGUGGAGAAAAACAACUCCCGCGUCAAGCUCGCCGUUAAGGGUCUCGUGACUAAAGGCACUCUGGUGCAGAUCAAAGGAACCGGCGCGUCUGGCUCGUUCAAGCUGAACAAGAAGCAGACCGAAGCCAAGAAGCCCGUGAAGAAAGCCGCGCCCAAAGCGAAAAGGCCGGCCGCCAAAAAGCCCGCCGCGGCUAAGAAGCCCAAGAAGGUAGCAGCCAAGAAACCCGCCGCCGCGGCCAAGAAGGCGAAGAAGCCCGCUGCCGUCGCCGCAAAGAAAGCCACCAAGAGCCCGAAGAAGGCGAAAAAGCCCGCGACCCCUAAAAAGGCAGCCAAGAGCCCCAAGAAAGCGAAAGCUGUGAAGCCCAAGACCACAAAGCCUAAAGCGGCAAAGGCGAAGAAGGCAGCAGCCAAAAAGAAGAGGAUUCCAUUGUCAAGUGUGAGGACCAAUUAUGCACUGGGAAUUGUGACCCUUUUUCCAUACCGCCAAGAUCCUUUCUCCAAACAUGGAUAGGAACACUACUAUGAUACUGAGGGUAAUACCGACCUCAUUGCAUGGAGGAUCAAGACAGUUCAACGUAACACCUGUGCUGGA
Molecule: messenger RNA, 1263 nt
Organism: Ictalurus furcatus (blue catfish)
Lineage: Eukaryota; Metazoa; Chordata; Actinopteri; Siluriformes; Ictaluridae
Product: histone H1-like
Exons: 3
Coding region: 484-1182 (232 amino acids)
Biological process (GO): nucleosome assembly
Cellular component (GO): nucleosome
Molecular function (GO): structural constituent of chromatin; DNA binding
Source: RefSeq, a predicted model, not a curated record